Messenger RNA from Equus caballus (horse), 1561 nucleotides. RefSeq names its product serpin family B member 13 (gene SERPINB13). The record is from RefSeq and is a predicted model, not a curated record. NCBI's taxonomy places the organism in Eukaryota, Metazoa, Chordata, Mammalia, Perissodactyla, Equidae. Gene Ontology annotation, molecular function: serine-type endopeptidase inhibitor activity.
CACUAGAAUCAUCAUGGAUUCACUUGGUGCAGCAACCAUUCAGUUUGCCAUUGAUCUUUUCAAAGAGCUGAAUAUAACAAAGGAUGGCAACAUCUUCUUUUCCCCUGCGAGCAUCUCAGCUGCCAUCGGCAUGCUCCUCCUAGGGGCCCGAGGAGCCACCGCCACCCAGCUACAGAAGGUGCUUUGCUCUGAAAAAGACAUAGAAAGCUCAAGAAUCAAAGCUGAAGAAAAAGAGAUUGAGAAGAGAGAAGAGAUUCAUCACCAAUUCCAAAAGUUUUUGACUGAGACAAGCAAACCCACUAAUGAUUAUGAACUGAAAAUAGCCAACAGGCUAUUUGGAGAAAAGACCUACCUCUUCCUUCAGAAAUACUUAGAUUAUGUUGAGAAAUAUUACCACGCUGCUCUGGAACCCACUGAUUUUGUAAAUGCAGCAGAUGAAAGUCGAAAGAAGAUUAAUUCCUGGGUUGAAAGCCAAACAAAUGAAAAAAUCAAGGACCUGUUUCCGGAUGGCUCUAUAAGCAGCUCCACUAAGUUGGUGCUGCUGAACGUAGUUUGUUUUAAAGGGCAAUGGGACACGGAGUUUAAGAAAGAAAAUACCAAGGAGGAGGAAUUUUGGCUGAAUAAGAGUACAAGUAAAUCUGUGCUGAUGAUGACACAGCGCCAUUCCUUCAGUUUCACUCUCUUGGAGGACUUGCAGGCCAAAAUUCUGGGGAUUCCAUAUAAAAACAAUGACCUAAGCAUGUUCGUGUUGCUGCCCAAUGACAUAGAUGGUCUGGAGAAGAUUUUGGAUAAAGUAACUCCUGAGAAAUUGGUAGAGUGGACUAGCCCAGGGCAUAUGGAAGAAAGGAAUGUGAAUUUACACUUGCCCCGGUUUGAAGUGGAGGAUAGUUAUGAUCUGGAGGCCGUCCUGGCAGCCCUGGGGAUGGCGGACGCCUUCAGUGAGCACACAGCUGACUUCUCGGGGAUGUCCUCACGUUCAGGGUUGCAUGUCCAGAAGUUCUUGCACAGGUCCUUUGUGGUGGUAACCGAGGAAGGUGUCGAGGCUGCAGCUGCCACCGGCGUGGGCUUUGCUGUCACAUCGGCGCCAGAUUAUGAAAAUUUUCACUGCAACCAUCCUUUCCUGUUCUUCAUCAGGCACAAUGAGUCCAAUAGUAUCCUCUUCUUUGGAAAAUUUUCUUCUCCUUAGGACAGUCAAUGCCUUGGCAGAAAACUGGUGUUGGAGUAUCAAUACCACUAUGGAAAUAGCCCAUUCUUUUAAAAUUUGUUUUACUUGUUUGCACACCGUCUUACCAUCAAAACUGAUGUGACUGUAGUAGGGUGUGUGCGUGUUUUAAAUUUUCCUUAAAAGUGAAAUGUCCUUUUGUUUGUGCCAUGCACAAAGUGUGUUAAAUCAAAGUUCAUUAAUAAUCUCCUGUUGAUUUCUUCUGAAAGUAAAUCAAUGUCCUGUAGUGUUGUGCACUAAUGGAGAGAAACAUCUCUUCAGUAGACUGUGGACUAGUGAUUUGGGGAGUCCCUCUGGUUCUAAGAUUUUGGCGUGUUAUAAUAUGCAAAUAAAAUAAAA